AUGAUUGUCAAAGCUCCCGAAUUAGCAAAAGAAGUUAAAAAAUAUUGGAAAAAACGAUAUGACUUGUUUUCUUUAUAUGAUGAGGGAAUUAUAAUGGAUGAAGAAGGUUGGUAUUCAGUUACACCAGAAGUCAUUGCAAAACAAAUUGCUGAAAGAUGUAAGUGUGAUGUAAUCGUGGACGCGUUUUGUGGUGUAGGAGGUAAUGCUAUACAAUUUGCAUUUGCUUGCAAAAAAGAUAUUGAUGAAACUAAGAUAAUGUGUGCUAAAAAUAAUGCUAGGAUUUAUGGUGUAGAGGAUCGAAUUGAAUUUAUUUUGGGAGAUUAUUUUAAAUUAAUUCCUACCCUUAAGAAUAUAGCAUACUAUGUUCCUCGCAAUGUAGAUCCACAACAGUUGGCAGAUUUUAUGGGGCGUGGUAAUGUAUGUGAAUUACAAAAAGUAUUUGUGAAUAGUAAAUUUGUAGCAGCUGUAGGAUAUUUUGGCAAUCUGAUGUGUAAAGAUGAUGAAUAUAAUGAAGGAAAAUAG
Entrophospora sp. SA101 is the source of this 522-nucleotide messenger RNA. NCBI's taxonomy places the organism in Eukaryota, Fungi, Glomeromycota, Glomeromycetes, Entrophosporales, Entrophosporaceae. The record is from the annotation of a GenBank genome assembly.